GCAGUUUAACCCAGGAAGAGGGCUUACUCUGUUUAUAAAACACUGUUUACUAUAUGAACUUUACAGUAGUAUUCUUUAGUUGUUUAAACAAGUGUUUAAAAUUUUAUUUUUAAACAACCAUUAAUAAUUUGUUGAAUAUUAAAUAUAAAAAUGAACUUUUUGAAAAACAGUUGUUUAGAGUGUUACACAACUACUGUAAGGUUCAUAUAGCGUGCAACAUAUUAAAUUUUAAACAGCAUAGUACAAUGUUAAGAACAAUCUUUUCAAGCAUGGAGAAAUUCCUUUUCAUUUUUUAGGUGCCCGUCUGAUAUCAAGGUAUCAAUUUGAAUAUUUAUUGAGUUAUAGGACAACUUAAUGGUGACAUCAUAGAUGUAGAUAUUUUUAUUGAGAUUUCGGUUACGUUCAAGCGAUUGUAACGACAAGGUUUCCACAGACUCACUUUCAGAACACGUCUUUCAUGAUGUAAAAAAGAGAAUCUGAACACAGCCAAGGUUUUAACCUAUAAACCUGUACUGAACCAUAAACAUCUCUGAAAAGCGAGUUUCUAGGUUGAAUGCAGCCUUGGAAAUAGUAACUGAUUCGCGAUCCUGAAGCAGAUGUGCGCAUUUUAGUUUUUGGAUGCUGGUAGGGGGGGGGGGUGUUUGACUCUGCUCAAUUUAAUGAAUGAAUUCUUUAAAUCAGAGCUUUCAGGUAGUAGGUAUUUAGUCUGCAAGCAUAGACUCAUAUUUGGCACUUUAACCAAUAACAGGUCUGGAGCGAAGGCUAGACACCAAAGGCUCUGCCUCAUACCACUUUCAUACUGACAGUCGAAGUACAGUUACUCCCGAGUCCAGAAGGAGUUACUCCACUUUGGAGGGCAGUAUGAAAAUUCUAGGAUUAUUUUGAUCUGGAUUCAAAACGGUGUACUCAACCCACUUCGAGAAGAGGGUUACAAACAUAGGUAGUCCGCACCGGAAGUGCGGUAUCGCCCAUCUCACGCGUAAUUUCAUUCAUUUCCGCAUGGGGGAGAUUCCGCGUGCCACACUUAUGGUGCGAACUCGCUUGGAAACCACGGAAACGACUGCGGAUACACUGCUGCGGAGCUUGAAAGGAGGUGUAAUGUCGGCCCGCAGUACAAGCGUAUCACUUCAAUCCUUCAGUAUGAAAACAGCAUGUGUCUAGUCUCACUACUUCAGACUCUGUCUGCGUUAUGCACUAUGAUAAUUGUGAAAACAAAGGGUCUGUGCCUGCAGACUAGUGGGUAUUUACCCAGAUUAUAAAGAUUUAAGAAUUUAUACCCACAUGCCAUUUUUCAAUUGUCAUUUCUCUUAUUUUGAUAUACAUCAGGAAUACCAGUUCUCUAUUGAAAGCCGCAUUUCAAUUCCCUAGAAAAUUUGUUUCCAGGUUGUUUUACGAUGCCAAUUUCAAAAGUGAAUUUGAAAUUAUUCAGAUUUUUUCUUUGCAACUUGUUGCUAAAUGACUAACCAAACUAAUUUCUUUAUUUUUUUCUCUCCAGAUGUUCUAAAUGAUGCAAUAUUUGAUGAGGAUCAUGAUGAAAUGGUUGUAGUUAAAGAUAUAGAGAUGUUUUCCCUUUGUGAACACCACCUAGUGCCAUUUAUAGGAAAAGUAUCUGUUGGUUAUCUUCCAAAUAAGCGAGUGUUAGGCCUCAGCAAGGUUGCUAGGCUCGUUGAAAUAUAUAGCAGGAGAUUACAAGUUCAAGAAAGAUUGACCAAACAAAUAGCCCUCGCAGUGACAGAAGCCAUAGCUCCAGCUGGCGUGGGUGUGGUCAUUGAAGCCACCCACAUGUGUAUGGUUAUGAGAGGCGUUCAGAAGCUAAACAGCAAAACGAUAACAUCCUGCAUGCUUGGCGUCUUCCGGGAGGAUCCAAAGACCAGGGAUGAGUUCUUGACGCUCAUACGAGGAUGAUGACAAUGACGAGGAGAGACAGAAGGAAGAAGAGGAGGAUAGAGUAGGAGAAGGAAGGAGGAUGGAAAAGGAGAGGACGUACGAUGGCAUCGAAUCCUGAUUUAAUAUGAUCUUCAGCAAUAACGGAAUAAAUCAAGAAUGUAUUUUUUUUAACAUGGGUCAUGACAUCAAAGUUAGAAAUAGCCAUAGGGUCGUAUUCUGAAGUCAGGUUUGAAUCAAACUCUGGUUUAAAGUUCUGGUUUUAACUAUGGAAAGCCAAUUGUGGCAUAAAUCUCUAAUGAUAAAGGUUCAAUGUAUCGGCUCAUUUGGCUCUCAAAUCAAUGUUAAUUGUCUGAGAAGGGUAAAUGAAAUUAAGAUAGUUGUCUUCACCAUUCGAUAAUUAGGAAAGGGCACAGUGAACAUUAGAAACAUAAAAUGUAAGCAAAAUUCUGACAUUUUUGGCUUUCCAUCAGAGUUAAACCAUGGUCUAAGUUAAACCCGACUUCAGAAUACGGGCCAUAGUAUCUACACGUUAGACCUUGGGUCUUGUGUCACAGAGCUAUGAAAGCGACUGAUCAUUGAUUUUCACGAUGGAUUGUACAUUGCGGUUAAUGCAAUCAGGCAUAAAAAUGUUGUAUGAUCAAUUGCUAAGCUCUGUGUUAAUGAGCCCUGGUUGCUAUUUCACAAAGAGUUUAAUGUGACUUUGCGUCGGUGACAUGAAAAGUGCUUUUGCAACAGUUCAUUGCUCAGUUCAAAGUUAUUUGGAAGACUUAUGAUAAUGGUAAGGGUUAUGAUAGGGUUUUUCAGAGUAAGCAUGUGAUGAUAAGGGGUUUAUGGGGAGAUUUUAUAUUUGGCAUGAUACAAUGUAUGCAUAUUUUCCAUCGAAGCAUUGUUGGGCAUUUUAUGAAGCUAUUUGUAAAGUUAUGCACGACAGGAGGCGGCGCCGACCUGCCUGGAUCUUUGAACAGCAGCCAAAGCGUACGCAAACUGAGAAUCAUCAGAGCUUUGGCAUUCAGAACAUGGCAUUUGCGUGAGCAUUGUGUAACUUUGUCAAUGGGCAGCUGGCGCGUACGUUUGUCCAGCAGCACCCUCAUGAAUCCCAAGAAUUUAUACCUUUUAGUCACUCUUAACUCUUUGUGUAACAGCUUACCAGUCCAGGGGAACAUUUCAUAAAGCUGUUUGUAAGCUACAAGUGACUUUAAGAGCGAGUGGUGAUCCUUUCUUGUGGUAAAUGAUAUUCACCAUUGACUGUUCAUUCGUGAUUAUUGAUCGCGUAAGAAAGGUUCACCAGUCGCUCUUAAAGUCACUCUUAACUUACGAACAGCUUUAUCAAAAGGCCCCCAGUCCUUAUUAAUAGCAUCUCUACAAGCCAGAAUCGCAUUGAAUUGAACUGAAUAUUCCUAUUACCAUCAACAAAAACAAGUUUAAAAGAAAACGGGACUUAACAAAAUACGAAAGUGUAGCGGUUGAUAAAAAGGACCGUCUAGAAAUUGCAUGAAAAAAAUAGUUUGAAAGAACUGAUGGGGCAUAGAACCAUUUAAAAAUAAAACAAAAUAAGUAGAUUGUAUGUGUAAAUUAAUAUGAAGGCGUAUAUAAAGGAUGAACAUGUGCAAUAAAUGAUUUAUUUUUAAAACAUGAUGAAAAAAAAACAUUGCGAGGGAAGUCGUCCGAGGUACCACCGCAAAAACAAAAACCAAAGCAAAAUCAGAAAAGAGGCAAUUAAUUGCCUUUUUUGUACGCGAUGUGUUAUGUACAUGUUGUAUUGACAUUUUUGUCUUUUGUCUGAUUUGGUAUUAUCUCCAUCUCAAGCUUCCAUGCGAAAUACAUCUUGAUGAAUUCUUUGUAGACUACAUGGCUUUCUUGUAUUCAAAGAAUCCAGUGUAUGGCUUUACUUAUAGAGAAGGAUUUUGCAUAUACACUCCAUCGUGCUUAAAGGACAAGUCCUUCCCAAUAAAAAGUUGAUUUGGAUGGAAGGAGAAAAAUAGAACAAGAAUAACA
This is a messenger RNA of Lytechinus pictus (painted urchin), 3882 nucleotides long. RefSeq names its product GTP cyclohydrolase 1. The record is from RefSeq and is a predicted model, not a curated record. Gene Ontology annotation, molecular function: GTP cyclohydrolase I activity; zinc ion binding; GTP binding. Bases 1456 to 1905 code for a protein of 149 amino acids. Gene Ontology annotation, biological process: tetrahydrobiopterin biosynthetic process; tetrahydrofolate biosynthetic process. The transcript is spliced from 5 exons. Gene Ontology annotation, cellular component: cytoplasm. Lineage: Eukaryota; Metazoa; Echinodermata; Echinoidea; Temnopleuroida; Toxopneustidae.